AUGGCGCCCUCUACCACAGCCCCGAACCAGCUCACGGCUGGCAGAAGACUCGGAGGCGAUUCGAGUAGCAGAGAAGCGACUCCAGCUAUGGCGCGCUCCAAUGCCUCCGCUCUCAUCUCCAAGUCCAGAAGUGACGCUCAGCUUGCAACAUCGUUCAAGACCGACCUCACGGAAAUUCGAAGCCUUGUUACCUGUACCGUCUGCGAUCUGCUACUAUACGAACCAUGGACUUUGGGGUGCGGUCAUACAUACUGCUAUUCUAUCAAGCAAAUGGUCGACCAGGUCUUCACAAAACGACUGGAGUUGAUGCCUGCAGACGAGUCCAUCGAGCAACAUGCUGAGAAGAGAGCAGAGGAGAUUGCAAUCGUCGAGAACGACAAGGGAAGUCCGAAUGGGAUAUUUAGAGGGCUGUUCAAAGAACGGGGACGGCUCAUGAGAGACGAUGGCGAUGGAGUCAUGAGAUGUCCGGAGUGUCACCAUGAGUACCUCGGAGGUCCCGUAUGUACGGUAUGUGGAUUCGAGGUCGACGAGGAGGAAGGCUUCAGUGACGCAAGCGACUACGACCACGACCUAAUCGACGACUUGGAGCAGGAUCUGGACGCUGAAUUGGGUGCCGAGUUUGAUCACAUGCACGACCAUCACCGCUACGGUCGCCCUCGCGCCCUGCUGGAUUUGGCCGCAAACUUUCACCCAGAUCCUCACAUGCACCACUAUAUUCACGAACAUCACCAUCGACACGGGGGCUCAAUUGACGGGUACUCCGAUUCGAUGGAUGGGAGCUUUCCUGAAAGCGAUAGCGACGAGGAUGGUGGCUCUUUGCAAGACUUUGUUGUUCAGGAUGACGUAGAACUCGGGCCCGGCCAAACGAGUGGUCUGGGAAGAAACGGCGCCGCAGAUCCUCCCAUCAAUCUUAUCUCAGACGAUGAUGAUUCGGAUGAUGAAGGUGGCGCGAUCAAUAAUCACCGACAGCGAAGAGACCGCGCCCGAAUUUCCGAGACACCAGACAGCCCUUACAGCCCUUACAGCCCCCAGUACGGUGAUCCAAACAGUGCUCACCUCGCACCUGACGAAUACGGUAGUCACAGUCCCGGACCCCACACAGUUACGGAUACCAGUACCUAUGGCUCUGAGGCCGGGGACAUGAAUCAGGCAGAUCUUCUUCGAACCGCUGGUUGGAGUCCUCUGCAACAAGAACCCGAUAGCGAUGAAGAAGGCUCUAUCAAUCCUUACCCCAGACGGCGUAGCCGAUAUGAGGAUGAGGAUGAGGAUGAUGAUGAUGAUGAUGAUGACUCUGUCGAUAGCGGCACAAAUACUGAAACCGUAGAGGACGGCCCUGUUGAUGAUGAGGACGAUCGCUCCCGGGACAGUCUGUCUCAAACUCCUGUUGUCAAUGAUGGGUACGAGGCUCGAAUUCAAGCAGGGACGAAUUUCCAUGCUGGCAACCUCUGCGAGCACCGGGAUACUGAAGACGAUUCUCAAGAGGGUCAGUCGGUCAUGGACUAUGAUGGAGAUACAGACAUGAGCCGUAUGAGCCCGGUAUCGCCAAGAGAAAAUCGCAGUGUGAGCGCGAAUCCAUACUUCAGAGGUGCUACUCCAGACUACGGAUACCAAACCCCCUUAGCGAGAGAUAUGAGUGUCAGUACCAACGAAAGCUCUGAAAUGUCCGAACACGGAGGUCUCGCAGCGAAUCGCAGCAACUUUCGCGGCCAGAACCUUGGUCCAGCCAGUAAUAUGCAAAAUCGUGAUGCCGAAUCUUCAGACAGCUCAAUCCGCCGACCCCCUCGCAGACAAAGAAGAAGGCCUCAAUCAAAUAUACGUGUUCAGCAGCAAUACGAACCCGCUCUCGGCAUGAUCUUCGGCGAGCACCAGGCGCUCAGAGGAACUGGGUCUUCGGACAAUCCGAUUUCGUUCGACGACGAAGAGGAAGAGGAGCCGGAGGAAGCCAGAAAUAUUGAGCCAUCGUCAUCGCGGCGCAGCAUGACUGCUUACCGCAACAUGCCCGCCCGCCGCGUCGACCCCCUUCGCAGCUCACACUCUCCAUCGUCGACUCGCAUCAUCUCAUCUUCGCAGAGAAACACCCGUCUCCCUAGGCAGUACGACCGCCGCGGUUGA
Messenger RNA from Drepanopeziza brunnea f. sp. 'multigermtubi' MB_m1, 2112 nucleotides. The record is from RefSeq and is a predicted model, not a curated record. NCBI's taxonomy places the organism in Eukaryota, Fungi, Ascomycota, Leotiomycetes, Helotiales, Drepanopezizaceae.